AAAUAUUUUGGCACAAAUAUUUACAGGGAGACAGACAGCACUUGACCUGUUUUGACCUGAGAACGGGUCACAGGUAUCAGGUAACUAAACAAAGGUUCGGUUAGAUAUAUAAUAGCCACUGGUAGGGAAGGGAGGAUAUCACUCGGCGACGAGAAGUAACAGAGAAAGGAACUCCUUACUUUCACCCAGCUUAAAUCUAUAUCUGUUAAUUGAACCAUGGAGCACGAGAAAUUCCUGAAGCCCACUGUCACCUAUCACCUGUUCCUGUACCGCGUCGAACUGGCCCGCCGGAAUGCCCGGCAGCUGCGGCUUUCCCGCACCAAGAUCGAGAUCACGGACGAGCUUAUCUCCAAUACGGUGCGCAACCUGAAGACGUGCAGCAUGGACGACCUGAAGGCGGUCAACCGGGAGCUUCUGUUCAAGCGGAAACUGCGGAGCAACGUGUCCAAGCUGAGAAAGGAGGCCAAACGGCAGCAGAAGAGCGAGGAGAAGCCACCAAAACAGGAUUAGUGGCGAAUCAAUCAGACCGCUUUGAUUUAUUGUAUGUAGCUUGUGUAAAUAAAUACUAUUGAUAAGAUUUUUGCAUUGAAAACGCUUUUGAAACUUGUUCUUUUUAAUGGUACAACGGGGGAGAAAAAAAACUGGUAGCUGAUUCAGUCUGGCUGGGCUGAGAGCUUCUCGUUUGCAUUGAACCGUGGGUACACUGCAAAAAGCAUAUACAAAUGUUGGAAAUAAUUAUUUAAAUUGAAA
Messenger RNA from Drosophila gunungcola (fruit fly), 750 nucleotides. RefSeq lists its product as uncharacterized. The transcript has a single exon. NCBI's taxonomy places the organism in Eukaryota, Metazoa, Arthropoda, Insecta, Diptera, Drosophilidae. The coding region runs from base 217 to 510 and encodes 97 amino acids. The record is from RefSeq and is a predicted model, not a curated record.